AUGGGCCAUAAAGUCUCAAAACAGAUUGGAGACGAGAUACGAAGGGCGAAAUAUUUUUCUCUAAUCAUAGAUUCAACACCAGAUAUAGCACACGUAGAUCAACUUACUCUUGUUAUUAGAUACGUUUUAGAAUCAGGCGAACCGUGUGAAAGAUUUGUUAAGUUUUUGCCGUCGGUGGGACAUAAAGCUGAAGAAAUGUUUUCUGUCAUUAUUUCGGAGCUCGAAACACUGGGCAUAAAUAUUGAAGACUGUCGUGGGCAGUCAUAUGAUAAUGCCGCGAACAUGUCUGGCAUGUACAAUGGCUUGCAGGCAAAAAUUCGAAAUCAAGCACCUUUCGCAUUUUACGUGCCUUGCUCUGCCCAUUCUUUGAAUUUAGUGGCAACUGCCGCUGCUGAAUCGUGUAUAGAAGCAUGUCGCUUUUUUAUGACGCUACAGGAAAUUUAUGUUUUUUUUGUAAGCUCGACACAACGCUGGCUUAAAUUAAUGACUGAAAUCGGGAAAGGCAAAACCCUGAAAAGAGUGAAUCUGACACGUUGGUCAGCGAGGGAGGACGCGUGUAAAAGCUUGAGAGAUUCUUGGCACGAAGUUCUUAAGACUUUGGAAUCAAUCAAAGACGAUUGUACCGAAAAGCCUGUAACGCGACAAGAAGCGGCGGGAAUACUCUUGAAUUUGGAGAAACUGGAAACGGCGGCUUCCGCCGUAGAUUUGAUCACCGUUGCCGAUCUUUACGAAUCACUUCGUAAGUUUUUCGUAGCUGAACGAGAUAAUUUCAAGUAUUUCGAAGAAAAGGCGAUGGAGAUAAACGUAUCGAAACAGUACACAACAGAAAUCGGAAAAAGGCAACCGAAAAGAAAAAAAAGAUUUGAUGAAACAUCAGAAGAAGUUAUUACAAUGACUGCGAGUGAAAGUUUCAGAGUUAACACGUUUCUCGUCCUCGUAGAUAGACUGGUGACCGAGUUAGAAAAACGGCAAAACGCCUACAACGAUUUUAACGAGAAGUUUUCAUUUCUAACCAAAAUGAGUGAGUUGACACCCACGACCCUGACGGAAAAAGCUCUUUCCUUGGAAAAAAUAUAUCCCAAUGAUUUAGAAACUGAUUUAGUUCAGGAAUGCGUACACUUUCAAUGUCACAUUUCUUCUGAAAGAAUUUUGAUAAAACCAGAUUCUGGAUCAUUGAAAAGUCUAUCUUUGUUUCUACGAAAACAGAAUUUGGAGAACAUUUAUCCAAACUUGGAUAUAGCACUUCGUAUGGCUCUAUGUACACCAGUGACAAAUUGUUCAGGUGAGAGAAGCUUUUCUUGCUUAAAGCGAGUAAAAAACUAUCUACGAUCUACUUUAAGUCAAGAAAAGCUUAACGCCUUAUCUCUUUUGUGCAUAGAGUCAGAACUAAUGAACAAGAUCUCAUACGACGAUAUAAUUAAUAAUUUUGCGAAUUUAAAAUCUCGCAAAAAGUUAAUGUAA
Molecule: messenger RNA, 1461 nt
Organism: Zeugodacus cucurbitae (melon fly)
Lineage: Eukaryota; Metazoa; Arthropoda; Insecta; Diptera; Tephritidae
Product: zinc finger MYM-type protein 1-like
Exons: 2
Coding region: 1-1461 (486 amino acids)
Molecular function (GO): protein dimerization activity
Source: RefSeq, a predicted model, not a curated record